UUUUUUUUUCUUAAUUUCAUAUUUUACUUGAAAUAUAUAAAAAUAAUAUCUGCAAAUGCACGCACAACAUGAAUAUACAAAGUGCAUACCCGUUUAUUUUGUUUCUCGUCACUUUAAUUCACCAAACAGAAACGUUGUCAUGUGACUGCGAAAAAAGGUUUUGCCGACCAAUAGGAGUAUCGGAAUGCAAAGGUGGGGUGACAAAAGACACUUGUGGUUGUUGUUACACAUGUGCAAAGAUCGAAGGUGAAGAAUGCGGUGGUAUGUGGAAGAUAAAGGGCAAUUGUGAUAAAGGUUUAUACUGUGAGAAGAAAAGAAAAGAUAAAGGAGGAUAUCUACCUGUUGAACACUCCACAGGAAAAUGCAUGUUAGAUCCUAACUCAGUCGAACGCUAUGAUUGGAAUUUUUGGAGAGAUUUUUUUGGAAAGAAAAGAGAAAUGAAGAAGAAGAAUAGCCAAUAGUUGUACUAGAUUAUUUUUCCAUUUUUUUUUUUCUUAAAAAAAUAAAAAAAAACUAUUCUUGAUAUCAAUUUCGGCAACAAUUUAUAUGACAUGGAAAAACUUUAAAGAAGCAGCUCUAAAUGUUUAUCGCUAUAAAGCCAAAUAAUACUCCAAUUCCAGCAUCGUUCCCAGUGCUUCCAGUAAAUUCUGAGAAAAAAUUGACCGGGAUGAGGCUGUUUCAUAUCUAGAAGUGCUUUUGUUCUUAAAACACUGCACUAUUUUUUUUUUAACCCACGUGAUAGUUCGUAUGUUAUUUUUGACAAAUUACUAACUUGCUUCGACGUUUCAAAACGCUGCUAGACGUUAUGAUUGUGAGUAACCAGAUAGAACGUUCGUUGGAUCAUUCCAAUCUUUUUACCACCCCUGUUCACAAAUGAAUCUCUACAUAAAAAUAGUAACUCCGGGUGAAAUGACAAAUAUGCGCCAGAUAUGUUUUGCCAUUCGGACAGUCCACACGUGCUCAUUCUGUGAGCAAUACAAAAUGGUUAACUGGUUCACCUGAUCCAAAAUUAAUUCUUUGUAUUCCACAUUCUCUUAUGAGAAUGAUGAAAACCAGAGCUGGAUGAAACUAUCCUUAGCACAUUCUUAUACAUCUGUUGAUCUUGACACAAUCGUUCAACCUUGAUCAAAAUUUGUUGAAACAAGACAGCUAAUUUCGAAGUUCUUCAUGACAAGUAAUUGCAUAGGCUGCUUCUAUAAUCAGAUUUAUGUACUCUAAACUUGUGUGCACUUAGGGCUUAGAUCUUAGGUUAUUUGAACCAAACUCUUGAAAUGUGCUAAUUGUGGUUGACAACAGCAUGGUUAUUUCGUUGUGCGGGUGUUCUAUAAAAUGCAACUAGAAAAUUUUUAGCGCUGUCUGCCUGUCCUACGUUUGUGCAAAUGUAGCGACUUUGCAGCUUGCUGGCUGCAGAGCAUUGACCGUUUGACACUUUUGUCACUAUUUGAAAAGUGACUUAAAAACAGCCUCUGUGUCAAUGUUUUGUACGAAAUUGUAGGUGACACGUUGUUGAUAUUUAGAUACAUAGUUCUCAAAAGCAAAAAAAAGCUUGAUAAUUAAAUUGUUUAAUUAACCUUCUGUGGAAAAUCUGCCUGAGAAGUGUCCUUAAAAUACUCUAAAUCCCAGCCAAGUAUUAUUAUAAACAUAUUCUUAUAAAAAAAGCAUGUAACUUAUUAGAAGAACAAAAAAUAUCACUGUAUCAUGAUACCAUUUUAAAGGCUUCAUAUGAUGAGAUCACUCAUGUUUAAAAUAUUGUGUGAAAAUCGUUUGCAGGUUGCCUAUAGUGUGCCGAAAACAUGGUAUUUUUUCACCAACUUUACAAUGUUGAACCAUAUAAAAAAUGUCUUUUAUACCUCGAUAGAUGGGCUAAGGUGGGACGAAAUAGUUAUUCAUACCCGAUGCAAAUUUAGGUAUAUCAUGGUAGUAUUUUUUCCACUUUUAUAUAAGAACAUUUUUAUAAAGAAAGGGCUAGGCUCCUAAUAAUAAAUUAAAUAAAAAAGGGGAUAAAUUAAAACAACAAAUUGUUUAGCAGUUACAGAUAGCAGGAAGUGAAGGAGCUUAAAAACUAGAUCAUUGUUGGAGUGGUUUUUCCAAAGUCAACUGUAAUUGGAAAUAAACAAAAGUUAUUCACAAUAAAGAAAGGAAAACUUCUUUUAUGUCAAUUGUGUUGUUUUUCUUACUCGCAUUUCAAAGAAAGGGAAACAGGAUUCACUCUGUUUUAAUAAAAAGGAUUCAAGGGAAAUAUAAAAACAAUAUUUCUUAUAUUUCUUUGCCACUUUUAUGACAAUGAUUUUUAAUUUUUACAUAAAGAUAUAUCACAGAAAACAUCUCCAGGUGUAUCACAAAUCAUUUUUGUACUUUGAUCUCCUGGGAAGUUUAAUUAUUCCUGUAAAAUAAAAAAGUGUUGGGUUUUGCUCAGAUUAUUUUUAUAUUUAGCAAAAUAUAUUUACUUGACGACAUCAACACGCACGCAAAAGAAAAGGAGAAGAAAUUUAGAUCAAGCUGGUUCCUGACGACGAUAUAGUUUUACAAUGUCUGCUCAGAUGAUUAUAAUUCUCUCUCUUUUGUCCACUUUGUUUGUGUUCAAUGAAAGUCGAUCAUAUCAGUGUGGGUCAUUUUGUGUACCUGUUGCAGCGGAUUCCUGUAGAGGUGGUGUGGUGCGCAAUGCAUGUGGGUGUUACGAAUGUGCAAAAGUUGAAGGUGAAACAUGUGGUGGACAAUUAGAAGCCAACGGCUACUGCGAAAGUCAUUUGAUUUUCUCCUACCCAGCUGACGAUCCACAGGGUCUCCAACCAGGCAACUGUGUCUUAGGUGCUAAUGCGUUGAUAUCCGAACCCAAUACAGUUUGGUCAAGACUGCGAAAUUUCUUUGGCUGAUAUCAAGAUGUGUUUACGUGGAAAAUAAACAAUAACAUCAACAAAAAUACACAACUAUAAAAACA
Messenger RNA from Hydractinia symbiolongicarpus, 2938 nucleotides. Its product is annotated as venom protein 302-like. Gene Ontology annotation, biological process: regulation of signal transduction; regulation of cell growth. Gene Ontology annotation, molecular function: insulin-like growth factor binding. The record is from RefSeq and is a predicted model, not a curated record. The transcript is spliced from 5 exons. Gene Ontology annotation, cellular component: extracellular region. The coding region runs from base 69 to 461 and encodes 130 amino acids. Lineage: Eukaryota; Metazoa; Cnidaria; Hydrozoa; Anthoathecata; Hydractiniidae.